Molecule: messenger RNA, 1137 nt
Organism: Monosiga brevicollis MX1
Lineage: Eukaryota; Choanoflagellata; Craspedida; Salpingoecidae
Exons: 3
Coding region: 1-1137 (378 amino acids)
Source: RefSeq, a predicted model, not a curated record
AUGGAUUCCUUUGAGGCGGCCUUGGCUGCGGCGCAGGCGCUUUUAGAGUCAGGUCACAAGGCACCAGCAGCUGCAUAUCCCGCACAGCCGGAGCCUCUCUUGAGAACGCGGCCAGGUGCAAGUCGGCGUGAGACGGAAGAUGCGUCGACUUUGGCUGCAGCAUCGCCGCUGCCCGCGAUAUCAGACCAGGAGAGCCGGAUUGCGGGGCUGGAUGUGGCUCGCCCGGCUUUGGACGUGAGACUGGCCAAGCAACUGGAUCUGGAGAACCUACCCUCGGCGACCCGCGCCGCCUUGGUACAACAGCUUCGGCCUCUGCAGGAUCUUGGCCUGCUGCGGCUCCCACCACGCCAGGAGACAACCGAUACAUUGUCAGAGGUCAGCGAGACCGACAAAAGCCUGCCCGUCGCCUGGCGCACCACCGCGUGGGCCAAGUCCCCGCGCCCUGUGUCCCCAAUUGCCGCCACUACUCGUCUGAACCGCAGCGUGCGUGCCUCACGGCGCGUGGCGGGGGCACACGUUCGGCUUCCGCAGCUCUCCCCCGUGAGCGUCGGUCGUGUUGGCUAUCCAGUUUUGUACCAGCUACAGAAUCUGAUUGUGUUGGACAUCUUAGGGAAAGCGAGCGAAUGCUGGCUCUCCGAGCCGCAUGCGACAAGCAAACCGAGCUCAUUGAUCACGUCCGUCGCCGCUCUCAAAGCAACGUACGCCCGUGAGCGUCGGCUCAAUCAACGACGGCACGAGCUGCAACGGCAGCAUUGCGUCCCCUUGAGCGUGUAUCAAUGGCUGGAAGACUGCUUGUCAGACGAGACCAUGGCACUGCAACAAGCAGAGAAGGAGAUUGAGCUCUUGCGAAUCGAAGUCUCGCAGUUGCAGGCCCGCCACAAGCGGCACCACCGACAUUUUGUCAACCUGCCCACGGUGGUGGCCGAGGACCAUUCGACGGGCGAAGAUGGCACGGACACCCGGCAAAUCUCGCGGUCCCACUCUCCCACCACUACCGCCAACAGCCGACCCCAAUCCUCCGGCAGCCACGCAACCAUGGGCUCCAACUUGCCCCCCCUCUCCCCCGGUACCACCACCACCACCGCCGCCGCCGCUACCAGCAACCAGAUCAACCCAGCCCACCUCCUCCGCCCCUAA